Messenger RNA from Chelonus insularis, 1664 nucleotides. RefSeq names its product tumor susceptibility gene 101 (gene TSG101). The record is from RefSeq and is a predicted model, not a curated record. Gene Ontology annotation, cellular component: ESCRT I complex. Gene Ontology annotation, biological process: endosome to lysosome transport; protein transport; protein modification process. Gene Ontology annotation, molecular function: ubiquitin binding. The transcript is spliced from 8 exons. Bases 220 to 1476 code for a protein of 418 amino acids. Lineage: Eukaryota; Metazoa; Arthropoda; Insecta; Hymenoptera; Braconidae.
UACAGCUGAUAUUUUUGUGAUUAGUCUUGUGAUCAUUGUCCAAGAAACGUCAUUUUCAGAUCAGCUUUGAGAAUUAAAUGCUGAUCAAAGUAUUUUGGAAUUUAAUCAUAAUAAAAAUCAUUCGGUGACUCAGUAUAAUUAAAUUUUAUUUUAUUUUUUUAUUUUUUCACCUAAGGUAGUGCUUUUUAACCUAUAGUUGUCAACUUAACCUCAAAUUAGAUGGUGAAAAUGAGUUCCAUAACUGAAGAAAAACUAAAACAAUUCUUUGUAAAGUACCAGAAUCCAGAAGCAUCAUGGAGAGAAGUAAGAAAUGUUUUGAAAGAAUACCCUAAUUUACUUCCCGCCAGUGAUAGUUUUGUAUUUAAUGAUGGAUCUUGCCAGAAUCUAUUCAACCUACAAGGAACAAUACCAGUGAAAUAUAAAGGUAAUGUGUAUAACAUUCCAAUAUGCAUAUGGUUAAUGGAUACUCAUCCCAACAAUGCUCCAAUGUGCUAUGUGAAGCCAACAGCAGAUAUGACUAUUCAAGUUAGCAUGUAUGUUGAUCACAAUGGAAAGAUUUAUCUACCUUAUCUACAUGACUGGGUUCCUCAUUCUUCUGAUCUAUUAAGCUUGAUACAAAUCAUGUGUGUGACUUUUGGAGAAAAACCUCCAGUAUACGCGAAACGACGUAUUGAUACUCAGACAUCAACUCCUUAUCCUAUACAGUCUUUCAUGCCGAUGCCAGGAGCUGCAUCUAAUGCAUCUGGUGGAUCUUUUCCUCCAUAUCCUACAAAUUCUCAAUAUGGUAGUAGCAGUACUCCAUACCCACCAUAUCCAACAACAGGCUACGGUGGUUAUCCAAGGUAUCCACCAGCAGGAGGAUUGCCAUCUUUUCCUCCUAGUGGAUACCCUAAUUCAUUCCCAACCCCUUAUCCUCCUGCACAGCCCUCACCACCAAUGACAGGUGCAAUAAAUAGUGGUAAUUCAGAUACUAUAACUGAAGAACACAUAAGGGCAUCAUUACUGUCAGCAGUAGGAGAUCAACUCCGUCGAAGACUUUGUGAACAAUUUUCACAACUUCAAGCUGAGCUUGAAACGUUGCGUCGUACACAACAAGAAUUACAAAAUGGUUCUACAAAGCUCAAGGAAUUGUUUAGCAAACUCCAAAAGGAAAAACAAGAAUUGGAGAAGAAUAUUACUAUUCUUCAGGAUAAAGAAGGAGAGCUAGAGAAAGAAAUAGAAAAACUUUCAGACAAUCAGUCUAUUGAUGUUGAUGAAGCAGUUACGACUAUCGCACCUUUAUAUAAACAAAUGUUGAAUGCAUUUGCUGAAGAGGCUGCAACAGAAGAUGCGAUAUAUUAUCUAGGAGAGGGUCUUCGGCAAGGCUCCAUAGAUCUAGAUGUGUUUUUGAAGCACGUUCGGCAGUUAUCACGAAGACAAUUUAUGCUCAGAGCAUUAAUGCUUCGCUGUCGACAAAAAGCCGGGUUAGCUGGUUGAUGUCAUCAUUAAAUAUCGAACAAACAUGCUUUUAAUCUUAUGGUUGAAUUCUGAUAUAACAUACUAUUUUAAUAUUGAAAAAUGUAUUUAGUUAAAAGAAAAAUUAUACUAUUAUAAUAAUAAGAAUGUAAAUGCUAUAAUCACUAUCAAUGUACGCGUCCAAAAAAAUAAAUCAUGUUAUAGCUUAG